Molecule: messenger RNA, 1554 nt
Organism: Colletotrichum graminicola M1.001
Lineage: Eukaryota; Fungi; Ascomycota; Sordariomycetes; Glomerellales; Glomerellaceae
Exons: 2
Coding region: 1-1554 (517 amino acids)
Biological process (GO): spliceosomal snRNP assembly
Cellular component (GO): SMN complex; nucleus
Source: RefSeq, a predicted model, not a curated record
AUGUCUUCGAAGCGCAAUUACGCGGCCUCCGACGAGAACGACACUGCCGAACCGGCGCCUAAGCGCAACAAGCAGCCCAACCCCAAGACACGCGACCACCAGAACGCCCACAUCGACCCGACAUGGGGCCAGAAAUACGUCUUCUCGUCGGCCGCCGGCUCAACAACGGUUCCUGUAGACCCGGACCUCGAUUUUGAGGACGACGCAGAUGCCAUGGCGUAUCUCAAAUCAGUAAGGACGCAAGCGAACGGCAUCCCACACCUCCUCGUCGCACCAAAGGUCCCGAUCGGCCCGCAACUGCCCAAGGAGCUCCAGAAUGACGGCCACGAUGAUAUGGACGAAGGCUUGGAUGUCGAGGAGGACCGCAACAUCUACACCACCGGCCAGGGCGACUUCAGAGGUUACUACCAGGAUGGCGCAUACACGGCGCGGCCCGCCCACUGGGACGACGAUCCGCGCGCCCUUCGCCACCACGACGCGGCAGACGACGAAUGGAAAGGCAACGAGGGCGUAUACGACGACGAGGAGAACACGGCGGAUCCGGAAGCGGCGAUUCACGAGGCUUAUUUCGCCGCCAUCCUCUCCCGCUUCAACACCCUCCGCAGAACACUCCACGCCCCACCGCCGCCGGGCCUCGUUGCCGGGCUCCCACGCACCCACGACUAUCACGUCGGCGCCUUUGGCCCGAAGUCGGGCACGUUCGCCAUCUGGUCGCAGCGCCUCCGCGCCACGGACCCCCUGCCGGCGCAGGUCGCGAGCAUGGACAAGGACGGCGUGCUGCGCGUCGUGCGCGUGCUGCUGGGCGGCAAGUUCCUCCGCCGGGGCUGCGAGCUGCGGGAGCGCACGAGCCGGUGGUUGUGGGCGCUGCUGGCGCGGCUGCCGGAGCGCGGGGAGCUGAACCACGCCGAGAUCGGGUGGGUGCGGGACCUGGGCCGGAGGGCGGUGCUAAUGAUGCAGAGCCUGGCGGACAUGGCGGCCCUGCGGGACGCGCUGGAGGGGGAGGGGAUGGACCUGGGGGUGCACGACGCCGUCGACGAGAGCUCGGACGACGGGGACGUGUUGCGGGAGAUGCAGGUCGAGGAGAGAGAUGGGGAGGAGGUGAGUGGGAACGUGGCGGAGACGCCGAGUGCCGGAUCAGAGGUCCUUCCCGCGGCGGCGGCAAGGCCCGAGGAGCCCGGACCCAUACCGACAGAGCCCACCGAGGAUGGCGAGGUUGAGGAGGGAGAGAUUGACGACGACGGUGACGACCAAAAGUCCGAGCCGAUGGAUGUCUCAGAAGAUGGCGAGAUCGACGAGGAACCUGCGCCGGCCGAGUCACUUGAAGCGGCACGAGCUAGGCUUCUCGCGCAGCUGGACACGGCCGCCGAGGACGCGCCGUCCGAGGCGCCAUCGAAGGGGCAGCCCGCCGCGGAGGCCGAAGAUGAGGAGAUGGCCGACCAGCUGCGCGCCAGGAUGAACAUGCGAGCCACGCUCAACAUGAUCCUGACGGUUGCCGGCGAGUUUUACGGACAGCGCGACCUGCUCGAGUUCCGGGACCCCUUCACAGGUAUGUAA